Adineta ricciae is the source of this 309-nucleotide messenger RNA. The record is from the annotation of a GenBank genome assembly. NCBI's taxonomy places the organism in Eukaryota, Metazoa, Rotifera, Eurotatoria, Adinetida, Adinetidae.
AUGAUGGACAGUGUCGACAAGGUGACAAAGUUGAUCCCCAGACUGAAGUAUCAAUUAUUAUUUUUGAAAGAGCGUGAAAAACUAUUUAAAGCAAAUAACAGCAAGUCUUUCUCCAAUGUUGAUUCACCAUCAGUUAUCCCCAAAGAUCUCAAUUCUUCUUCAUCGUCAUCGGAUAAUUUUGCUAUGAGUGAUUCAUCAGGUGUGAAUAUUCAUGAUCGGACAUUAACUGAAUUACAGGUGAAAGAAAAUACCGACUCGACAUUUCCUGCUGAAUACACUAUUCCACAAUUGCCACAACCUUUGUUAUAA